Cyclopterus lumpus (lumpfish) is the source of this 1622-nucleotide messenger RNA. RefSeq lists its product as uncharacterized. The transcript has 7 exons. The record is from RefSeq and is a predicted model, not a curated record. Bases 720 to 1259 code for a protein of 179 amino acids. NCBI's taxonomy places the organism in Eukaryota, Metazoa, Chordata, Actinopteri, Perciformes, Cyclopteridae.
AACAGCGCCAUGUUUGACACACUGAAGUUCCGCGUACGUCACCGUAAUGACGCCCAAUAUGGCAACGCCAAAAGCAGUUCAGUUACCGUAACUACUGCUGUGUCCAUGAGGACUCAAGGAUUUACUAAUAAAUAUGAAUAUAUCUGUGGAAUUACUAUUGUAGUAUUAUUGUAUAUGGUAGUGGUAUGGUAACUUAAGACCAGUGGGGGGAAUUAACAUUAUUCAAGUACUCUACUUAACCAUAUAAGUGUUGAAGCAGAUCAAAUCUACGACAACAAUAAAGUACCACUUACAUAUUACAUCAUCAAGAAUAAUAACAACACUAAACAACUGACGGAUUAUUAGUACUUUUUAUGUAUUAGUUAGUAUUAUGGUGCUUCAAAUAAAUGUUCUUACUAAUACCGCUCUACUUUUACUUACAUAUUGUUGUACUGCUACUGUGUUGAAUACGUCUUCCGCAACUGCAGAUAAACUGUCCUUGCUCAUUUAUUUCACAUCUUUGAAUUCCACUUAAGUUAUUUGACAGAUUUUAAGCAGGACAGCCGUUUUGAUCUGAACCGGAAAUCACGUGACUUAACGAGGUUCGCUAAAAGAAGUUCGUGGCGGAGCGACGUAAUUAGCCGCGACCUGUACGAGUGAUCCCAAGCUGGAGGGAAGCAGACGCGAAACAAAGGUCCUUAUAAUACUGUUGGUGUAUCUUCAGUAAAUCCCAGCUAGAGAUGGCGACCAUCAGAUUUGGAACCACUAGCUCUCCAUGCAACACUGCAGCUGCCGAGAGAGCACACUUGGUCGUGGAAACCGAGGAAAAAGGAAACUGUGACCCGGAAAAACUUCUGCAGUGCCCUUUUGACAAGAACCACCUCAUCCGGAGCUGCCGCUUCCCUUACCAUCUUAUAAAGUGCAGAAAGAAUCAUCCGAAAUUGGCUAGUGAGCUAAAAACCUGCCCUUUUAAUGCACGCCACCUGGUCCACAAGCAUGAGCUGGCACACCACACUGAAACCUGUGAGGACAGGAUAUCCGUGGACACUGUAGUUGAGGGAAGCACAAAUGGGCAUUGUAAAUGGCAGGUCCCAGUCAGUACUUGGGUAAACCCGGACAUGUCUGAGGAUUGGGACACAGAGGCUGAUGAUGAUGCUACUCCAUUUGUGUGGGGUGUAAACACGGUCCUUAAUCAAAAACUGGAGGCGAGGCCCAACAACUUUGGUCCAACUUUUAGACCUCCUAAUGCCCUCCCAUGGUCUGCGAUACAUAAGCCAUAGUGUAUAUAAUUAUGCACAGAUAUUUCUUUUAAAGUUUGUUCUUAUCAAGUUUGUUCCAACACGUUUUUAAAGGUGCAUUGUGUAGAACUUGGAGCAUCUACUGGUAAGGUUGCCGAUUGCAACCAAUUGAAACUUUAAGUCAAUAAAGCUCCCUAAAUGCUACACGCAUUUUCUUUUAAUUUGCGGCACUCUAAUUAGUGCCCUGGUGUGGCAAGUACUCUAAAUACAGAAUAUAGUAACAGUGUACACGCUUUAAAACUAACGCCUAAUUUGUUUUGGGCUUUGUUUGCCUUCCCUGCUGUUACAGUAACAAAUGGCCCUAGUUGAAUAUCGUGUGCUUUUUAUAUUAAAGGCGUUUGUUUC